This is a messenger RNA of Callorhinus ursinus (northern fur seal), 3672 nucleotides long. It is a transcript of the gene SLC20A2, whose product is annotated as solute carrier family 20 member 2. The record is from RefSeq and is a predicted model, not a curated record. Gene Ontology annotation, molecular function: phosphate transmembrane transporter activity. NCBI's taxonomy places the organism in Eukaryota, Metazoa, Chordata, Mammalia, Carnivora, Otariidae. Gene Ontology annotation, biological process: phosphate ion transmembrane transport. Gene Ontology annotation, cellular component: membrane.
CCCGGUUACCGAACGGACCUGGACGACCUCUGCCUUCGUCAUUUCCUGCCGGCCCGCCGGUUUCCGGAUGAAACGAGGAGCCAGGAGGAGACAUCACAGCUUUCCCAGAUUGGGAGGAAAAAUAUGGAAUGUGUUUUACCGCUGACUGAACACAACCAAAUGAACUGUACUGACAGUAGUUUGAAAACCAGCAGUUAGCAGUUUGUUCAGGCUCUAACAUUGUCCAGCACUUUCCAGAGCAAACUCACUGUUUACAAGAACUCUCGGCCUUACGACGUUUAUAACCUCAAGCUUUGUUUAUUUAAAAUAUUUCUGCAAAAGAAAAGUACCCGGAGCCCACUUUCCAAAAUGGCCAUGGAUGAGUAUUUGUGGAUGGUCAUUUUGGGUUUUAUCAUAGCUUUUAUCUUGGCGUUUUCUGUUGGUGCAAACGAUGUUGCCAAUUCAUUUGGUACUGCUGUGGGCUCUGGCGUGGUGACCUUGAGGCAGGCGUGCAUUUUGGCUUCAAUAUUUGAAACAACCGGCUCAGUGUUACUGGGAGCCAAAGUGGGAGAGACCAUUCGAAAAGGUAUCAUUGAUGUGAACCUAUACAACGAGACAGUAGAAACACUAAUGGCUGGGGAAGUUAGUGCAAUGGUUGGCUCAGCGGUUUGGCAGUUGAUUGCAUCCUUCCUGAGACUUCCCAUCUCAGGAACCCACUGCAUUGUUGGUUCUACUAUAGGAUUCUCACUUGUCGCAAUUGGUACACAAGGUGUGCAGUGGAUGGAGCUCGUCAAGAUUGUUGCUUCUUGGUUUAUAUCUCCACUCUUGUCUGGUUUCAUGUCUGGCGUGCUGUUCGUACUGAUCAGAAUUUUCAUCCUAAAGAAGGAGGACCCUGUUCCCAAUGGCCUGCGGGCACUCCCAGUGUUCUAUGCUGCUACAAUAGCAAUAAAUGUGUUUUCCAUCAUGUACACGGGAGCACCAGUGCUUGGCCUGUCCCUUCCCAUAUGGGCAAUAGCACUCAUCUCCUUUGGUGUUGCGCUGCUCUUUGCCCUUUUUGUAUGGCUCUUUGUGUGUCCAUGGAUGCGGAGGAAAAUAGCAGGCAAAUUACAAAAAGAAGCCGCUUUAUCGCGAGUGUCUGAUGAAAGCCUCGGGAAAAUUCAGGAAGCGGAUUCCCCGGUAUUUAAAGAGCUGCCAGGUGCCAAGGCCAAUGACGACAGCACUGUCCCUCUCACGGGGCCUGCAGGGGAGCCAGCUGGGACCUCAGAAGGCACGUCAGUGGGAAACCACCCCCGGGCCUCCUACGGAAGGGCACUUUCCAUGACUCACGGCUCUGCAAAAUCGCCUGUCUCCAACGGUACCUUCGGCUUUGACGGCCACACGCGGAGCGACGGGCACGUGUACCACACGGUGCACAAAGACUCGGGGCUCUACAAGGACUUGCUGCACAGAAUGCACACGGACAGGGGCCCCGAGGACAGGCCCGCCCCGGAGAACAACUACAGGCUGCUGCGCCGGAACAACAGCUACACCUGCUACACGGCCGCCAUCUGUGGGAUGCCCGUGCACACGACCUUCAAGGCCGCCGACUCGUCCUCCGCCCCCGAGGACAGCGAGAAGCUGGUGGCUGACGCCGUGUCCUACUCCAAGAAGAGACUCCGCUACGACAGCUACUCGAGCUACUGCAAUGCGGUCGCAGAAGCUGAGAUCGAGGCCGACGAGGGAGGUGUGGAAAUGAAGCUGGCCUCUGAGCUGAGCGAUCCUGACCAGCCCCGAGAGGACCCCGCAGAAGACGAGAAGGAGGAGAAGGACACAGCCGAGGUCCACCUCCUGUUCCAUUUCCUGCAGGUGCUCACUGCCUGUUUUGGAUCCUUCGCUCAUGGUGGCAAUGACGUGAGUAACGCCAUCGGUCCCCUGGUAGCCUUGUGGCUGAUUUAUGAGCAAGGCGCAGUCCUGCAAGAAGCAGCGACCCCCGUCUGGCUGUUGUUUUAUGGAGGAGUCGGCAUCUGCACCGGUCUCUGGGUCUGGGGGAGAAGAGUGAUCCAGACCAUGGGGAAGGACCUCACGCCCAUCACGCCAUCGAGCGGCUUCACCAUUGAGCUGGCCUCUGCGUUCACAGUGGUGAUCGCCUCCAACGUCGGGCUUCCUGUCAGCACCACACACUGCAAGGUGGGCUCGGUGGUGGCUGUGGGCUGGAUCCGCUCCCGGAAGGCCGUGGACUGGCGCCUCUUCCGGAACAUCUUUGUGGCCUGGUUUGUGACUGUUCCCGUGGCUGGGUUGUUCAGUGCUGCUAUCAUGGCUCUCCUCAUGUACGGGAUCCUUCCAUAUGUGUGAUUUGUCUUCUUCCACCCAGCGCACAAGGGGUAGUCUGGUGUGGGGACGUGGGGGGGGGGCGUGUGGCAUGCGUCAUGCCCAUGCACGGGCUGUCCCCCACCAGCUUCUCCGUGUCCCUUUCCUAAGGUUCCGAACCACACUGCUCACCUACACUGUAGAGAGUCAUCCUCCAGAGCUAACUUAACUACUGUACAUAAUCAUGUGCAUUAAACUGGUAUCGUGGUGACAUAACGUGGUGCGGUUACUUAUCUGUUAAAUAUAUAUUGUAUACAUAGAAUACAUAGCAUUAUUUCAGACAUACUCAAAAUGGGAGUGGAGAUAUAUAUUGCCUAGAAUUCAAUGUUCAACAAAUCUUUGUAUGUCAUGAUUUCAGUGGCAAAUUUUAAGAACCUUUUAAAAGUAAAGUGUAGAUUGGAAAGUGAUGUUUUCCCCAUUGAAUAUACUGUAAGAUAAGCGAGAAUUGGGAUGGAUGAUGCCCAUUUGGGCAGGUGUAGGUCCAUGGGUGUGCUCUUGAAUAAUACUAGGGUAGGAGUUCACAAGUGCUUUCACUGAGGAAUCUGUUCAUAUACUGUGUAUUGAUUCUGUAAUAUAUCAUAAUUGCUUCUGUAAAUACUUAAAACUGUAAUUUUUUAAUGGUGUGCUUCCCUAUACUUUUUUGAUCAGAGAAUUUUGGAAAGUACCAAAGAAGCAGGGGAAUAGUUUGCCAGUAUUAUAUUUUCAUAUUGUCUGUCUCCCCUUCUCAUUAAUCCUACCAUUAGCCUAUGCUGUAGGGAGACCGCCAGGCUCCGGCCUGCCCCUCAGCAGUGCAGAUACUGAAACACCAGCCCCCCCAACCCAGCCCCCAGCAUGUGCGGGGCCUACUUCGGGUCCCCUACCCCACCCCACCCCCACUGCUGCCACAUGCCAGAUACUGGUGAACCCCGCAGUGGCCCUUCAUCGUCGUCCGCGUAGAGAGUGUACGUAUGUAAGGAUGCGUGAUCAAGCACCACAUAUCAAGUCCAGUUUAAAUUUUCACCCCUCUUCUCCCCCUGCAGCCUGAAGAACAGAAUUCUUGUCUCAGACACUAAGGCGAGUGAUUUGACAUUCUAGAAGUUCAGGAGCAGGGAGAGUUGAAAUAUUAGACAAUACACUGGAUUUGAGGAUUUCCUUGAGGCCUUUACUAAGCUGAACAUCUUGAUGCUCUACUGUAGUCCCAUUGGAUUCUUUUUUGAUAGCGGGAGGGAGGAAGUAUGACUAAUGUUAGAGCCUGAAACUAUGGAAAUGCUGCUAAAAUUUUUAUAUUGACAAACGUUUUCUUGGUACUUCAUUGUGAUUUUUUCAUUAAUCAACCACAUUAAAUUUAUAAUAAAAAAUGCCCCUCAA